CUUUGCACGGGGAGUGUCAGCAGCACUGACCCCACUGAUAAGAUAACACACAGCCCAGCCUGCUACACAAACUAAUAUCACAAUACAGCAGCAUGCAUGAGGUGUUCACUGUCAGUGUAUAGUAUACGUCAACGUUAGUCCGAUAAAAAUAAUACAUUAGCUUUGCUGUGCUGAGGAGAAGGCAACUGAGUGAGAGAACAUGUGGCUGCCCAUGCUUGGGAUGACCGCCCUGCCGCACCUGGGGGGGCUUUACGGCGGUUUCAUUACACGCAAAGAGGUGAAGAGCUGGUACCCAACCCUGAACAAACCCUCAUGGCGGCCACCAAAUGCUGCAUUCCCUGUAGUGUGGACCUGUCUGUACACAGGCAUGGGGUAUAGCUCCUACCUGGUGUGGAAGGAGCUGGGCGGUUUCACUGAGGAAGCGCUGGUUCCUCUAGGACUUUAUGGGCUGCAGCUUGCUCUCAACUGGAUCUGGACUCCCAUCUUCUUUGGUGCACAUAAGCUGAAAUUGGCACUCUUAGACAUUGUGCUUCUCACUGGGACCGUGGGGGCCACCAUGGUGUCUUGGUAUCCUAUCAGCAGAACGGCCACUCUGCUGAUGGCCCCGUACCUGGCCUGGCUUUGCCUCGCCACCUGCCUCAACUACCGCAUAUGGAGGGACAACAGAGAGGAGAAGGAAGAGUAGCUUUCUUUUGUUUGAAAAAAGGGCUUUUCUUUUGUAUGCAUUCAUGAUUAAGAGUUUUGUGUUUUAGUAACUGCUAUAACUCAAUUAAAAAUAAAGAUUUAUAUCCAAUCCA
Molecule: messenger RNA, 797 nt
Organism: Notothenia coriiceps (black rockcod)
Lineage: Eukaryota; Metazoa; Chordata; Actinopteri; Perciformes; Nototheniidae
Gene: tspo
Product: translocator protein
Exons: 4
Coding region: 200-685 (161 amino acids)
Cellular component (GO): mitochondrial outer membrane
Source: RefSeq, a predicted model, not a curated record